AUGGCGACCCCAUCUCUAAAUCUUGCGGCUUAUGGUAUUGUUCCAGAAGACUGGACCUAUGCCGAUUCUUGUACAGACCUCGCUUCCGUCUACGAGGAGCUUCGUCGCAUUGAUAGACUCGACCAAGUCGUGAGCCAGUAUCUGCCGCCGAGUUUAGGAGCGGAACGGGAAACAGAGGUGCGGUGGACUUCAGCAGGAUCAUGGCAAUAUUUCUCAUUAGCCUCGGAGGUCAUCCGGAGACAUGCGGCGGAAUGCAUCGGCCGACAACGCGAAGCCCUUCGAUCGAGGGCCGUGUUUCUCUCACGCGGGCAAACGAGGGAUGUCCGCUUGACGGAUCUGUCGGUAGAGCUCUUGGUGCUUAUUAUCAGCAACUUCCGGUGCUCAGUUGUGUUGAAAGACAUUACUGGUAUGAGCAUUGCCCGCAAUUUCCCUGAAUCUAACCGGCAGGCCGUCCAAUCUCUGCGCCUCGUGUCCCGACUGUUCAACAGCCUGGCAUCCCCAUUACUCUGCCCCAUUAUCCGGCUCUCGCUCGACCAGAAAUCCCUGGACCACGUGCAAAACAUCUCCUCCAACCCCCUCCUGGCCUCUGGCGUCCGAUCCAUCCGGAUCGGCCUCGCAUAUCGCCCAACGGUGCUUGCAAGAAGCUUCGAUAGGUGGCUAGAGCAUCACAACGACGGUUCCAGUAUCAUUUUCAUGAGUUCAAGUCUUGCGCGGGCUGCAUCAGCCGUAGAACGAAGCCAAGGCUUCGGUGACGAGGCCAUGGAGGCCUACGCGAGAAACAUUCGCCAGCAUUCGAGCAGGGCGAGGUUAGUCAAGACUGCCACAAGGCGGUGCUGGGCAUUGAUAGCGACUCUGGAUCAAGGCCAGAUGGAUUAGAUAAAACACUAGAUGAGGAACAGGUCUCCAGGUAUGAGGAGCUUCUCCGCAAAUGCUACGAGGGGUACUCGCGGGCGUACGAGGUGCAGGCGCAACUACUCUCGGAGAGAUCCUUCAUCGGCGCCGUCGCUCGCCUGGCUGCCCAGGCAUCGCACCCAAUAUUACUCGAGUUAUUCGACACAUUCGAAAGCGAGUUGGGUGGCCCGAUACGGGGGGGAACCGAUGACCAGACCAUCUUCAGGUCCGAAUUAAUCAUGUCUACUUACUACACCGCAUCACCUGUGCAUUGUUCUCAGGAGCAGUAUGUCGAGGACGAUGAACAGCAGCACCAAGCAGUUGGCAUCAUCUCGGAUCUCCCGAUUGCCAUCCAUCAGGCCGGUGGAGUAGUGAAUGCGUUUCAGCUGAGCUACGCGUUAUUAGCCCAUCCGCUUAGCGCCAUGGCAGAUCUACCAAGCAGGGACUGGGAGGGGGUCAACGCGGCAUUUCAGCAGCUGAAGGUCCUCAAUAUGCCGCGAAUUCAAGUCCAUCGCCGCCAGGAGCCGUCAUCGCUUUCAAAGACGCAGAAGAAAACUCUUGAUGAUUACUUUUCUGCAUUGCUCUCUAGUCAGCACCUCGAAGAGGUAAUCAUAGACGGCACUCCAUACACGACUGGCUGGGCUGAUAUCCCAGCAACCACGUGGAGCUCGCUGGGGAGACUGCUUGGGGGUAUCUCCUGGCCCCAGAUCAAAAGCUUCAAACUUUCGGGCAUAUCCAUGACCCAAACACAAAUGGAAGGGCUUUUUCAAGGUAUGGGAACUAGCAUCGAUAAGAUUGAAUUGCACCGAGUCAGACUGGCGAGUGGGUGCUGGUUCAAAGUGGUGGAUGUCUUGCGAACAAAGGUGA
Molecule: messenger RNA, 1758 nt
Organism: Clonostachys solani
Lineage: Eukaryota; Fungi; Ascomycota; Sordariomycetes; Hypocreales; Bionectriaceae
Source: the annotation of a GenBank genome assembly